AGAGAGAGAGAGAGAGAGAAGGAAAUGUUUGCAAGAGAGAACGGGUUGCAUGGAGACCCAAGGUUGAAAGCCAUAUCAGAAGCGAUUAGAGUUGUGCCACACUUUCCAAAACCAGGAAUAAUGUUCCAAGACAUCACGACGCUUCUACUUGAUCAUAAGGCUUUCAAACACACUGUUGACAUAUUUGUUGAUCGUUACAGAGACAUGGACAUCUCUGUUGUUGCUGGAGUUGAAGCUAGGGGGUUCAUGUUUGGCCCUUCAAUUGCCUUGGCUAUUGGUGCAAAGUUUGUUCCCCUACGUAAACCUAAAAAGUUGCCAGGUGAAGUGAUAUCAGAAAAUUAUGUGUUAGAAUAUGGAACCGAUUGUUUAGAGAUGCAUGUUGGGGCUGUUCAGCCUAGGGAGCGUGCAUUAGUCAUUGAUGAUUUGGUAGCUACUGGGGGGACCCUUUCUGCAGCAAUUAGACUUCUGGAACGUGUUGGGGCUGAUGUAGUCGAAUGUGCAUGUGUUAUUGGGUUGCCUGAGAUCAAGGAAGAGCAGAGACUGAAUGGAAAACCAUUGUAUAUACUUGUGGAACCUCGCCAAUGAAACUUGUUUGUUGAGGUACAUUGUUCUUCCUAGCCUCAGUUGCAAUCUCAAUGGGUUAUUGUUUGUAGUGCAUUUGCACAGAUUACUGGCGAGUCUACAUUAUUUCUUACGUUUAAGUUUUCUAAGAGCUAGAGCUAUUCUGU
Telopea speciosissima is the source of this 728-nucleotide messenger RNA. Its product is annotated as adenine phosphoribosyltransferase 5-like. Gene Ontology annotation, biological process: adenine salvage. Bases 25 to 585 code for a protein of 186 amino acids. Gene Ontology annotation, molecular function: adenine phosphoribosyltransferase activity. Lineage: Eukaryota; Viridiplantae; Streptophyta; Magnoliopsida; Proteales; Proteaceae. Gene Ontology annotation, cellular component: cytosol; cytoplasm. The record is from RefSeq and is a predicted model, not a curated record. The transcript is spliced from 8 exons.